Oppiella nova is the source of this 856-nucleotide messenger RNA. NCBI's taxonomy places the organism in Eukaryota, Metazoa, Arthropoda, Arachnida, Sarcoptiformes, Oppiidae. The record is from the annotation of a GenBank genome assembly.
UGAAAAACUAACAAAAUUCAAAUAAUUUUAUCAAAAUAAGAUUUAUAUUAUCUUACUAUAAACCAUGCUCAAAUAUUCGGUCAUUAUUUUAUUAUCUAUGGCUGUGACCUAUUUGGCGGCUCAGGAUAUUUUCACCGAUGAAAUGCGCAAAAAUACCAGGAUGAUAUUAUGCGGUACUUGCAAAGAUGACCCGGUUAAACAGGAUUUGAUUAAUUUUGGCAAAUGUGUUCAGGAAAUGUAUCCCAAAGAGUUCGCUAAUAUAAUGACAAUAAGGGAAAGGUUGGCAAAUGAUGGCGAUGAAUGUCUUAAGCAAAUGGUAGAGGAACUAAGAAAUUAUGCUAGGUCUGAUCCUGCUGCUACCAUGAUAAGUUCUAAUCAGGGUAUGCAAUGUAAGGACGAAGAGGUGAAGGCCAGUAUAUUUAAGUUCGUGGAGUGCGUACAGAAAAAAUACCCUGAUCAUGUGGAAGCCCUCAUGUCCAUAAGGGCGUCUCAGUCCACUAAUCCGGAUGAAUGUAUGCGUCAAAUACGUACGCAAGUGAUGGAUAUCCGUCGUAAUCACCCGAACGCUAUCCAAGAUGUGAUGGGAUGUAUGCGACAGACUAUACGGCUCACACAACUCGCACGGUGUCGUACCGAUCUCGGUUCCUGGUUAUCCGGAGCUGCGAUAAGCCGUGAAGGCGUUCUCUCUCCGUGUCCACGGAGGAAGAGGUGGAGGACUGCUCAGCAGAGCCCCACUGACCACCAAAACACCGAUUUCUGUGGCAGACAUACACUUUGUUUGCAGACUACGUCUCACUUCAGUACAUCACCUGAUCUGCAAUUAGUAUUUCCGGUUUACCGCUACUUCCGGAAGUGA